Messenger RNA from Anolis sagrei ordinatus, 753 nucleotides. Lineage: Eukaryota; Metazoa; Chordata; Lepidosauria; Squamata; Anolidae. The record is from RefSeq and is a predicted model, not a curated record.
GUCUUUUCUUUCUCAGCGGUGGCUGCGGAGGCACUGCGGGAGGCGGGAGUCUUCUCGGAAAUGCUGUCUGCCCUACACCGCUUCGCCCACAACAAGGAGGUCUGCCUCUCCUGCUGCGGAGUCAUUUGGAGCCUGAUGGCCAGCCUGACGAACCCGGCCGCAGUCCCACUGAAGGAGGCCCUGGAGGCCGUGGCCCUCGUCCUUCACGGCAACAUGGAGCACGGCGAAGUGGCCGAAGCCGCCUGCUGUGCCUUCUGGGCCCUGGCCCUUCACGGUAUUGCGGAGGAAGAGGCCCACGACCCUUACGCCUUGCUGCUGAUGGAGGCCCUUCGGCGGCACAAGGAGCGCCCCAUCCUGGCCAAGAACGCCUGCCUGGCCCUGGCCGCCCUCCUCCGGACCUCAGACCUCUCAGGAUUCCGCUUUAUCCUGACCGACGCGACGGGGAGCGGGAUGAGCCUCUUGAAGGAGAUCUACCGGCUGCACCGCGAAGACCCCGAAGUCGUGGAGGACCUCUGCCUCCUCGUCCAGGAGAUGCUCAAAUACGACGGAAUCGUGGUGGAGAUGGCCUCCCAGAACAUGGCGGAAAUGCUGAGCGAAAUGAAGGACCGGUUCACCUCCAGCCUGGAAAUUGUCGAUCUGGCUGAAAAAGCGCUUGCCAAGCUGCACAAGACGGUGAGCCAUUUCCAAAUACAAUUUAUUUAGAAAAAUAAAUUCCUCAACAGCUUGGAAAUUAUCCUAUUCAAAACAAUAAUA